AAUGGCGCCUGUCCGGAUGCAGUCGUGUAUGUUGACAGUUCUACUUCUGAGCGUUUUCUGUAGUUUCGUCUCUUCUUUGUACUUUCACCUCGGACAGACCGAGAAGAAAUGUUUCCUACAGGAAAUCCCGGACGACACGAUGCUUGUCGGUAACUUUCAGACUCAGCUGUAUGAUGAACAGAAGGCCGACUACCUGCCGUCCAAUCAGGACCUCUGGAUGUUUGUUGAAGCCAAAGAUCCAGAUGAUAAGCUGGUUCUGUCUCGAUCAUACGUCUCACAGGGAACGUUCAGAUUCACAACACUCUACCCAGGAAGAUACCAAAUCUGCCUGCAGUCAGACCCUUCACAGCGCCCCCUGUCUGCUGGAGGAAUGUUGACGGUUCACCUGAACAUCAGACUGGGCGAACAGGCAAACAACUACACAGAGAUCGCUGCCAGAGACAAGCUGACAGAGCUGCAGCUGAGAGUCCGACAGCUGGCCGAGCAGGUCCAGCAGAUCCAGAAAGAGCAGCAGUACCAGCGGGUCAGAGAAAAACAUUUCCGUGAGGUCAACCACAACACCAGCAUGUGGAUCUUCUGGUGGCCCGUUGUACGCUCGCUCUACGUGGUCGCCAUUAUCACCUGGAGCACCAACUCCUGGUGAAGCUGCAGAUGUUCCUGCUUCAGUACACUUUGGACCUACAAGAAAAACAUAAAAAGGGACAAACGAAGUAAAACUUGUACAUUUCCAGAUGUCGAAAAAUAAUGAAAGAUUUUUAUUGAACGGAGACCCCCCCCCACAUGAGACGAUCAGGGCUAGAACGUGCAGGAUUUGGUCACCUUGAGAAGGCUGAUAUGGAGAGGAGCCCGAGCAGGAACUCGAGGCUAUAGAAGCAGAGCAGGACGGCGCUGAGGAUGACCUCCAGCCGCAGGACGAAGGUCUGCAGCAGCAGGUAGUACACGGCCAGCGCUGCACAGGGAAACAGGAUGAAGAGCGACACACACGACGCCAGAGAGCGCUCGCACAGGUUCCCCUUCCAGCCUGAAGAGACACACAGAGCGCCGAGGUCAUCGCCUCUCAGUCACAUGACUGCAGCUGCCGCAUUCGUCAGGGCUCGUUUCCCUUCAGAAGAAGCUGAAACUAACUCCCACAGUAAGAACACAUUCACACGAACUGGCUGAAUAUGACCGUCUGUCCACGCUGAACACCUGAGAGUUGAUAAAGCUGAAAACAUGCUUAUGUGACACCUGAGGUCACCUGCAUCUGGCUGCGUCAGAUGUCCAACGUCCACUAGAAACACAUUCAGAUAUUUCCUUUGUCUCUGUUCACACACAUCAGGGACACCAGCCUCUGCGGUGACGGUCUGUGGGACAGUAGAGUUAGUCAACAGGUCGUAUUUAUGACCUGAGAUAAAUCACAGAACUCAACUAAAACCGGACUGAACGCAGGUUUAACUCACUGACUCUGUCCCACUGAUCAACACAUGCUGGCUGUUGUUCAGCUGUUCCGUGUGGACGGAGACGUUCACACCAACACUGUGAAAACACGAGUGUGGACGCGGUUUUCUGUCUGUCCAGCUUACUGUGGUGUCCUUUUCUUUCCACCACUUAUUAGCAGCUGACAGAUCAAAAUCAUUUCCAGCUGCUCAGACAGGAAAGAAAAAACAUUUGCUGUGUUUUCAGCUUGAUCACAAGAUGUUUCAGGAUUUACGUCCUCUGAAAGGUUUCAUUUGUCCUCAGUCCACAAAGAGCUGUGAUCAUUCCGCCUCUUAUUACAACUCAAAUUCAGCUCAGUGGUUGAAUUGGUGUAAUAAAGGUUUCAGGACUAUAAACCAGCAGCCUGAACAGCACGACCAUGUAGCAUUUAGGACCAUAAACUGCAUGAAUGAUUCAUUUUAAAUCACUUACUCAUCACUAAUUUAUGAAAUUUAACACUGAUUAAACAGAAACUGUCAGAGCAUUCGGCCCAGUGCCUGCUGAGCUCUGGACAGCUUUUUAAAUGAUGGAGGAUUCUGAGCAGAAAACUGAACUGUUACAGACAAGAGACGUACGUUCAUCUGUGAGCAGACUCGUCUGCACCGUGCACCUCACGGAUCAACCACACAGCUACACCCAAUUACAGCCAGUGAUAUGACCACGUUACCACAAGUCUUCAUCACCCACAUGUGCACCUUUUUUGUGUUAAGUUGGUUAAAUGACGUUAAAACAUCGUAAUCAGAUUUAAUUUCUACUCCUGAAGCAGCUCAGUUCACCAAAGCCAGCGUCUGCAUCCAGACCCGCCCGGGGUCCCGACCAGGGUCCGGAUGCAGACGCGGGUCGACCCCUUCAGAUAGAGCCCUGAUGUGUCAAUGUGUCGUCUAAGUGGGUGUUAGCAGCAGAUAUCUAGCAGCUUUCUGACCAAACGAAACUACAUAUUGACCUUCAAACAGCUGCUCAUUUUUGCAUCGAGCCUCUUUAGCACAUUGGCCACUGCACAUCAUGACCUUUAUUAGAAAGAUGCAGCACUAAAUGAAAGUAUUAGAGCUCAGUUGGACAGAAAACUGCAACUCUGUUCAGGUGAGUAUCAGCUCAGAUCAAGUACUGAUUUAACUUGUUCUUAGACAUAAAUAAAACAGACCGAGUGAGUUCAGACGCUGCUGCUGUUGGAUAAAAUGCUCAUCUUCAUCACCAAUUAAAAAUAACCUUCAGCUGAUGUCCACAUGGUGGCAGCAAACAGGAAGUGGCCUCUGACAGACUGGGAACCGGUGGGUGAUGAUGUGAAUGCUCAUUUAAUGAGAUGUGGCUCUUUCUGUUGAAUAUUCCUGUUUGGUGUCUCACCAUAAAAGAUCCUGAGAGCCUCCAGACCGAGGAAGAGCAGCAGCAGCACCACAUCCAGAACCAGAUUAUCUGACGGGUACGGGAGUAAAAUCCCUGCACCGAGAAACAGAACAGGAAGUAAAAGGUUUAUGUUUAAACACAUACAGUAUUUUAACAUUAACUAAAGACGCAGGGAGACAUUCUGGAAAUGAUUCCUUGUUAAUUGGUCAGAAAAUCAUCUCGUCUCUAAUCGUUAAGACACCAACACUAUGACCUUUGACCUCUUUGCUUCAGCUGCCUGUAAUUUCAAAGCAGUGACAUCUGGAGUCGUCACUGCUGUAGAUAUUUUUAAAUGAGGGUUCUUUGACAUGCAUUAGGGCUGUUUUGUAUUUUCUAUCAUGAUGUAUUAUUCUAUGCUGCCUACACUUUACUGUCUAAUGUGCCUAAGAUUCGUAGAAUGUACUCUGAGUACGUGAUAUGCACUUUGUUUUCUAGCAUGUGCCUCUUGUUGGUUCACUUUAAUGAAUAAAAACUGAAAUAUU
Messenger RNA from Chelmon rostratus (copperband butterflyfish), 3317 nucleotides. Its product is annotated as transmembrane emp24 domain-containing protein 9-like. The record is from RefSeq and is a predicted model, not a curated record. Lineage: Eukaryota; Metazoa; Chordata; Actinopteri; Chaetodontiformes; Chaetodontidae. The transcript has 6 exons. Gene Ontology annotation, cellular component: endoplasmic reticulum-Golgi intermediate compartment; endoplasmic reticulum; Golgi apparatus. Gene Ontology annotation, biological process: endoplasmic reticulum to Golgi vesicle-mediated transport; Golgi organization; intracellular protein transport. Bases 2 to 643 code for a protein of 213 amino acids.